Messenger RNA from Vanderwaltozyma polyspora DSM 70294, 2304 nucleotides. RefSeq names its product amino acid transporter. NCBI's taxonomy places the organism in Eukaryota, Fungi, Ascomycota, Saccharomycetes, Saccharomycetales, Saccharomycetaceae. Bases 1 to 2304 code for a protein of 767 amino acids. The record is from RefSeq and is a predicted model, not a curated record. Gene Ontology annotation, molecular function: amino acid transmembrane transporter activity. Gene Ontology annotation, biological process: amino acid transmembrane transport. The transcript has a single exon.
AUGAAUCAUUCUUCAGGUACACGUAAUGAUGAUAAGCUGACGGAUAGCAAUGCUAUUACUGUUGAUAAGUUUAAUAGUAAUAUUAUUAAUAUAAGGAGGGGUGAUAGAAAUUUGAGUUCCUCUACCAAUUCAAAAUCUAUUCAAAUACCAAAUUCUGCUCAUAAUCAUUCGAUUAAUAGCAAAUAUCUUUCUGUAUCAGGCAAAAAUUCAUGGAAUAAAUUUACUCCUGUUAAUAAUAACAUCAACAACAAUAGUUCAAAUUUGGUGAAAAGUUUAGAUGCUCGUGUUUUAGUAGAUUUAUCUUCUCCAAAUUUUAAAACUUUAGAUAGUGAGCAUCACGAUUUAAUCGUCAAUAGCUUAAGAAACAACUAUAUUAACAGAAGGUCUUCAAUUGAUACAAAUGAAACUAUACAUUCUGGAGGUAUCUCUACUAAAUCGGUUAAAACAGAGGCAAACUUGAAUUCUAAUAUUACAGCCAUUGAUGAUGAUGAUGAUUGUGACAAUAGAAUAGAAAGAAACAUUUCCACACAAGGUGGAGAUAUAACUAGGGACAUUUAUAAAUUAGCUAUUUCCAAAAGACAUGGUGGCAGUUUUUCAAAAUCUAAUAGCUUAAGGCAUUCUAAAUCAUUAGAAAACUUAACUGCUGCCGAGGAUAGAUCUAGAAAGCACUCAAGGGCAAGCCAUCUAAAUGUGCCUGGUGGUUUUAGAAGAGAAUACAUUGUCCAAAAAAUGAGACAAGAUUAUGCGAUUAGGGAUUACGGAUCACAGAGAAGACAAUCAAACUAUUCAUUGGCAGGCAAUUCUUUAAAUUCUGACGCCAAUUCAAAUGAAACAGAUAAGGUGCCGUUCCUAACAAGAAACUUCCUGGAAUUUCUAUAUAUAUAUGGUAAUUUUGCAGGCGAGUCAUUUGAGGAUGAUUUCAUUACAGAAGAAAUUGAACAAGCAGAUGUCGAACGUGAUGAAAGACGUCCAUUACUGUACGGAGGCCCAAGUCAUCUUGUAUCAGAAUCAGUGGUGACCAAGCCUAUGAUCCAGUCAGUUGUAGGAAAUACUCCUACAAUUAAGGCAUUUUUCCUACUUUUAAAGUCAUUUAUUGGUACUGGUAUAUUAUUUCUUCCAAGAGCAUUCGAUAAUGGCGGUUUAAUAUUUUCUAUCUGUAUGUUAUUAUUCUUUGGUAUUUAUUCGUAUUGGUGUUAUUACAUUUUGAUAAGAUCAAAAAAUAUAACGCAAGUGACAUCAUUUGGUGAUAUAGGUUAUAAACUUUAUGGGAGGUGGAUGAAAUUCGUCAUUCUUUUUUCUUUGGUUUUAACACAGCUUGGGUUUGCAGGGGCCUAUGUUAUUUUUACUGCAAAAAACCUGAAAGCUUUUGUCGAAAAUGUCUUCAGAGUACCUGACUUUGACCUAAAGUAUUUGAUGAUUUUUCAGCUAUUUAUCUUUACACCAUUAUCUUAUGUAAGAAAUGUGUCCAAAUUAUCCUUUCCCUCGUUAGUUGCCAAUUUUUUUAUUAUGUCUGGGUUAGCAAUAGUAAUCGUAUUUACAAUGAAGCAUUUAUUCUAUGAUUUAAAUAUGCGUCCAGAAGAAGGGGUUAUAUAUGGAUUUAAUUCAAAUGGAUGGACCUUAUUUAUAGGUACGGCAAUUUUUGCAUUUGAAGGUAUUGGGCUAAUUAUCCCUAUCCAAGAUUCAAUGAAACACCCUGAACAUUUUCCAUUAGUUCUUGGACUAGUUAUCAUGACUGCAACAGUGUUGUUUGUCACUAUUGCAACCAUCGGAUACCUAGCUUAUGGUAAGCUUAUUGAAACGGUAAUUCUGUUAAACCUACCAAAGUCUAAUAUAUUCGUUAAUUUAAUUCAAUUAUUUUAUUCCAUGGCAAUUAUGUUAUCAACCCCAUUGCAAUUAUUUCCUGCAAUUAAGAUAAUAGAAAAUAAAGUAUUUCCUAAAUUUACCAAAUAUUAUGUAAAAAUAGAUCAAACUAGAGAAGGUGUCAGAUUACGCCAAAAUUCUGGUAAAUUAGAUUGGAGAGUCAAAUGGCGCAAAAACUUUCUAAGAUCUGUGAUAGUACUGAUUGUUAUUUUAAUGGCAUAUUAUGGAUAUGAUGAUCUAGAUAGAUUUGUAUCAAUUAUUGGUUCAUUUGCAUGUAUUCCUUUAGUUUACAUGUACCCACCUAUGUUACAUCUAAGAAGUUAUAGUAUACCGUCUUCUGAAGGUUUGAAAAUAAAAUACAGGGUUAUCCUAGAUUAUAUCUUGAUUGCUUUUGGGGGAGUUAGUAUGCUAUACACAUCAUAUCAAAGCUUGAUGAGCAAUUGA